ACUGCCAAGUAAAUAAACCAUUUGAGUUUUAAAGCUCUGAAUACUGCCAACGAAUUUAACAAACCUCAGUUUAAUUUCCUUUACCAACAUGUGCCAUGGAGAAUUGUUUGGGUGGCAGCAGACGCAUUCACAAAGCACAAAAAGAAUUGCAACAAUUAAAAGUCAAGCAGCAUCAGCAUCAACAGCAACACAUAACAACAAAUCAAAAUUUUUACAUACAACAACAACCACAAAUUCAUCGUCAAGCGCCAACAAAACGCGAACAAUCAUACACUCAAGAGCAGCAACUGCUGCAAAUCCAACAGCAACAACAACUACAACAACAACUACAACAACAACAGCAACAUCAACAACAACAGCAGCAGCAGCAGAGUCAGCAUGUAGAGCAAGAGCAAAAAUUCACUACACCACCAAUGUCGACAACACCUAAAUUUACCGCCGAUUGUUUGCAUUUUCCGCCGCCACCGAAUUAUCCACCACCGCCAAAAACACCGACAAACACGAAAACAAUGUCCAACGUGAAUGUUACAAAAACAACAGCAACAACAACGGCAACGGCAAUAACAAAAGCUAAUGUUAAUGCAACCUUGCAUCACCAUCAUCAUCAUCAACAACAGCAACAACAGCAACAACAGCAACAACAGCAACAACAGCUACAACAGCUACAGCAGCUACAACAACAUCAGCAGCUCCACCACCAGCACCAACAACAACAACACAAUCAACAAGAAGUGCAAUUGCAAAUGCAACAGCAAAGACUGCAUGCUGCUGCUCCCGCAAUAAUAAGUGGAACAAAUGCAGUUGCUGGUCUUGUGCAACAACAUCAAAUGUCGGCAUUGCAUAUUGACAGCACAAUAGAAGCUGCCACAGUUGCCGUAAAUCACUCAUCCUCAUCGACAUCACCUUCAUCAUCAUCAGCGACAAGUGGCACAACCAUUGGUAUCAGUCCAUGCGGACGCCGACAUAUAUUGCCACGGUAUCCUGACCCUGAUCCAGAUGCGAUUGAAAUAUGCAACGAACAGGAGCCCAUCAACGUGAGGGUAACAAGAAAUAGUAAGACCUUAGGUCAUACGCAUCAACGCGUCGACAUGCAGGACAACAAAUGGUCAGCAAUGCAACAGACCACAAGUAUGCAAUUGCUGCAGCAACAUGCACACGCACACACACAUGCACACACGCAACAUGAUUACUCAUAUGCAUAUUAUGAACCGGGUGCGGCGAUGCGGCACUCCAAUAUACCACCACCCGAACAAGUGGCUACACAGUCCGCACUGCGUGUACCACCGCCGCCAAACUCAAUCCGUGCGUUGCUAUCGAAAGGAAAGAAAAAUAAAUUACUUGUGUCGCCUGCAACGCGGCAGUCAUACCAAACGAGACUUGGCGCAGCGCUCAACACAAAUGGCGCAAGUAAUUGCAAUGCUGUAAACGGUAACUCAGGUGGCAUACAAGGCGAAAACUUUUACGAGGAAAUCUCAUCAAAUGAAGCGCGACAACAAUUGCGUUCAACAGCAACUUCACACUCGGCAGGUUCAUUAAAUCAAUCGUUGGUAGAGGAGGAGUUCAGACGUGUGCAAAACAGACAUCACAAAAUAUUAGGUGAACUAAAUUUAUCGGUAGAAGCUAUGCUCAUGCCAGAGAGUCCACCCAACAACAGUCCGACAACACGUGAAGCGCCCACUGUUAGCGUAACAGCAACGUCUGGUCAGCCUGCAAUUAGUGCUGCUGCUAUGGGAUUGCGUUUGUCAUCCACUUCAGCGGAUAAUAUCUGUGAUAGCAAUCUGUCAGAGGUAUUAAACACAGUGGGUCCCACCGAUGACCUGCUAUCGCCCAUACAAGCUACGGCAAAUGCUGCCUUUUGUGGCGACCUCGACAGUGGUUUCAGUGGCAGCUCUGGCGCCAGUUAUAUUGGUAGUCUGCGUUUGCACAAGACUAAUGCAGCACUUUCGCACUUAAUGAGCACACGACAAGCAGCACAAGAUGCCAUGGUUACGGCAAUGCCGCCCUCGGCUUCCUGUUUGUUCAACUACUCAAUGCAUAAUAACAAAACAUUUCAACGUGCCACAAAACAAAACAUACAUGACGAUGACUCCACGUCGGGAUUUCUGACUCGCGCUUCUUGUGGUCGUCGCAUACUUAACUGCGCUAAAAUACGUGCUGCCGAAGAUCCUGGACCUGUGGUGCCAACAGAGUCUAAAGCGCGUAGCUUUUGGAACCGCAAGGGUUGGCGUAAGUUACCGGGGUUUUCGUCCACUUCAAGCAUAAAUGACGCUGGAUUAACAGGUAAGUGA
Messenger RNA from Teleopsis dalmanni, 2288 nucleotides. RefSeq names its product transcription activator MSS11-like. The coding region runs from base 96 to 2288 and encodes 730 amino acids. The record is from RefSeq and is a predicted model, not a curated record. The transcript has a single exon. NCBI's taxonomy places the organism in Eukaryota, Metazoa, Arthropoda, Insecta, Diptera, Diopsidae.